GCAGCAGCACUCGCCGCAGCAGCAGAAGCCAACGACGACUCUAACGGAACUGAAACGCGUAUCAUUUUUUCCUCGAACGAAAAACGUAGAAAAAGAAGAAAAAAGGAAAAAGAAAGUUAUACACACAGGCAAAGAUUGCAAUCAUUCAUUCACAGUUCGAGUCCGGAGUCCUGCUCAAACUGUAGCUAAAAAAUUCGCGCGUGCUGCAAAAAUACAAAAAAUAAAAGAGAAAAGGAAAUUCGCAUAGAAAUCAAAUCAAAUUAGGAGCAAAUUGCGCUUUGCUAUGUGAAUGGAAACCAACAGCAACAGAAACAAAUAGCUUUAAAACUGUUGAAUAUAGAAUGACGUUGCAGACAAAAAUCAAUGUAAAAUAUAAAGCGAUAAAAGCAACAGCAGCAACAAUAACAACAAUAACAGCAACAGCAACAACAAAAACAACAAUAAGCGCCCGUCUGCGCCGCCGUUGACACGCACGCACCAAUACAAACAAAGCAGACAGUCAGACACACAAGCAUAAAAAACACGCACGCACACACACAGACACACACAUACAUUCAGGGCAGUUAGGCCUAGCGCUGCGUGGGCGCAAAAAGGAGCAGCAAAUACCAAUUGUGCACAAAAACAACAAGCAGCAUAGCGCAACAGCGAGCAGGAGCAGAAGUAGUAGAAGAGGCAGCGCAGCAGCAGAGCUGAUUAAAGCUGUUGACUAACAGUUAAACAAAAACAUUCGCGAACACACAAAAAAAGUGCCAUUCACACACAAUGAAGCCAUCGGACUUGCUGCUGGUGUUGCAAAAGGUCAAGUUCAGGCUGCCCUUGCCGCCGGGCGUUAGCUCCACAACGCUCCUGCCGAAGCUCAUACGUACGAAGGAUGUGAAGCAGCUGCAGGAUGGCAAUGCACAGCCCACAAAGCCCAAGCUAACGAAAUGUCUCAAUACCCUGGAUCUGACAUCCUUGGGCAUUGGGUCAUGUUGCGGCACCGGCAUGUACCUGGUUGCUGGCCUGGUGGCCCAAAGGAUGGCUGGACCCGGUGUGGUGAUUAGUUUUAUUAUAGCCGCCAUAGCAAGCAUAUUCUCAGGCGCUUGCUAUGCGGAAUUUGGCGUUCGAGUGCCACACACUUCCGGCUCAGCCUAUAUGUAUUCAUAUGUGGCAGUUGGAGAAUUUGUAGCUUUUAUAAUUGGUUGGAACAUGAUAUUGGAAUAUCUAAUAGGAACAAGUGCCUGUGCAUGUGCAUUAAGCUCAAGUUUUGAUUCAUUGACGGGCAAUGCCAUUGCGACUGCGAUGAGUGAGUCAAUUGGCACCAUAUUUGGCAAACCACCUGACUUUAUAGCCUUUGGCAUAACACUCAUCAUGACCAGCGUUUUGGCGAUGGGCGCCAGUAAAUCUGUUAUCUUCAAUCACACCCUAAAUGCCAUCAAUCUGGCCACGUGGGUGUUCGUUAUGGCCGCAGGGCUCUUUUACGUUGAUACGAAAACGUGGUCGGAGCAUCAGGGAUUUCUGCCCUAUGGCUGGAGUGGCGUUUUCUCGGGUGCCGCCACCUGUUUCUAUGCAUUUAUUGGUUUCGAUAUCAUCGCAACCACCGGCGAGGAGGCGCACAAUCCGCAAAAGAGCAUACCGAAGGCAAUCGUUGGCUCCCUCAUCGUUGUCCUCAUUGCCUAUGUCAGCGUUAGUCUAGUCCUUACUUUAGUCGUGCCCUAUGAUCACAUCAAUGUGGGCGCCGCUCUAGUGCAGAUGUGGUCGUAUGUGAAUGCGCCCAAGUGCCGUGCUGUGGUUGCGGUUGGUGCCACAGCUGGUCUCUCGGUGGCCAUGUUUGGUUCGAUGUUUCCGAUGCCGCGCGUCAUCUACGCCAUGGCCCAGGAUGGCUUGAUAUUCAGGCAAUUGUCGCAUCUGUGGCAGCGCACUAACGUGCCCGGCUUGGCGACGGUGGGCAGCGGACUGGCCGCCGCGCUGGUUGCCCUAACCGUGCGGCUGGACAUUCUCGUGGAGAUGAUGUCGAUCGGCACGCUGCUGGCCUACACCCUGGUGUCCACCUGUGUGCUGGUGCUGCGCUAUCAGCCGCAUAGCACGUCGCUGGUGGAGCUGCUGCCGGCGCAGUUGCGCACGCCGCUGGCGCCGGGCACCGCCACGGAUCCGCAUGCUCGUCCGUCGGAGGUCCUCGAGCCGACUAAGCUAACGAUCAAGCGUGUGACGCGCGGCAUGUCCGACUCGGAUGAUUCGUUCAUCGAUGACAGUCCGGAGGGCUAUUUGGGUGGGCGGGAUGAUCAGUUUUUGGUGUCGGAUCGCUCCGAGAACAAGUUCUAUGGCAGCGUCCAUGGUGCCCCCACCGGACCCACUGGACAGGCCACCGCCUUUGAUACGAUGGGCCUUAAUUUUAUAACGCGCAAGAUUCAUGACUAUGCGUACCUGUGCCCCGGUUUCUUUCCCUGGGUGAAUCCUGGUCAGGCGACCUCCGAAAGUGGCAUGUAUGUCACGAAACUAGUUGGAAUCAUGUUCGGUCUCAUAUUCUUCUUGGAUUUGUUCGCGGCCAUCGGUUGGUCCGGCGGCCUCGCCAUCUUCAUUUAUAUCAUUUUAUUUAUCGGCAUAUUUGUGAUAUUAUUGAUUAUAUCGAGACAACCACAGAAUAGAUAUGCACUUGCGUUUUUAACGCCUGGACUUCCAUUUAUUCCGGCUAUCGCAAUAACUGUUAACAUUUAUUUAAUAUUUAAGCUAAGCAUACUGACCCUCAUUAGGUUCACUGUAUGGAUGACUCUCGGCUUCAUAAUGUACUUCUAUUACGGCAUCACGCACAGCAGCAUGGAGCAGACCAGCGACGAGCUCGAGCUGCAUGUCGACAAGGAUUAUAGCAAAAACGUGGAUGACAAAGCCGUUUGGGAUCAGCAGUCCUACAACCAGACGCAUGAACCCGUCUGGGCCAGCAAGGAAGUGAAGCAGUCCACAAAUAAACGUUAUAGCUAUGGCAAGAACGCCACGUCUGGCGGCCAGACUGGCAGUCGGAAUACGUCCGGUGCCAGCAAAUCUGGCGGCGAUUCAGCUGCGACUUCAGCUAAAGAUGCGAGAGCUGCGCCUGCGCCGCCGCCGUCGAGUGAACGAAGCGCGGAGGGCCGAAGCCGUCCAUUGGAGCAUCAGUAUACCGGGCAGUUUAGCAUGUUUGUGGACGAGGGUCAGUUUCCCACGUGGGAUGACUAAAUCAGCCCGUACAGCUUCGAUAUAUAUAUGUACAUAUAUAUAUAUCGAUUUAUCGAUAUUCCAGCUAUAGAAUCGUACAGUUCAACUUCCGUAAGUUCAUUUCCGUUUUCGUUCGCGUUUGCGCCUCGCUGUGAUCGUGUAACAGCCAGGCAGCUACCUUCGAGGCGCAAGCUAAGGGCGAUACAGACAUAUAUAUAUAUAUUUAUAUAUACAUGUAUACAUAUAUAUGUAUAUAUAUAUAUGCAUGUAUAUAUUCCAAUAAUGUAGACGACCCACACUAAAGCGCAGAAUGCUGGCAACCCAAAGAUAACUGUAAAUAUGUUUAGCUAUACAAAUAUAUACUAAUAUAUAUACAUAUAUAUAUGUAUAUGUAUAUAAAUGCGUUACAUACAGCGCAGCCUCAAUGGUUGUUGUUAGUGCCAUUGAGGCUCCACUGUAUCUAUCACUUUCACUAUCGAAUAUAUAUACAUCAAGCAACCAACUCAACAUCAACUACCUAUAUAUAAAUCUACAAAUAUAAAUAUAUAUAUAUAUAUUUAUAUAUAUAUACAUAUAUAUACUGUUGUAGAGCCAUGCUAGCGUGUUAAUACUGUAUUCGAUUGGCAGCUCGCAAUUUCUCUCAUUUGCGUUAUCGAACAUCGAUUGAUCGAUUAAUCGAUUUGCCAAUGUGAAAGAAACAAGAGAAAGCAAAAAAAGAAAAUGAAAGACAAGAAAAUAACUGCAUAUUUUUGAGAUUGUUAUGCACAAAUAAUUAGGGUGGCCAUAUAUUUAUGUGGGGGGGCGGAGCUAUUGAAAGCAAACUAGUUCAAUGUUUUGCGCGUACGUGCGUGUGUUCACUGUACAGUAUGCACAAACACACACAUACAUACACGCACGCACACACACACGCACGGCUAUACAUAUAGUAAAUGUAAUUGUAAGGGGAAGCCCCGACAGGAGCCAAACAAAAGACAACUAAAGUUAUAAUGGAUGUACAUAUAUACAUAUAUGCAUAUAUACAUACA
Messenger RNA from Drosophila mojavensis, 4190 nucleotides. RefSeq names its product probable cationic amino acid transporter. Gene Ontology annotation, molecular function: amino acid transmembrane transporter activity. Gene Ontology annotation, cellular component: plasma membrane. Gene Ontology annotation, biological process: amino acid transport; transmembrane transport. Bases 763 to 3186 code for a protein of 807 amino acids. The record is from RefSeq and is a predicted model, not a curated record. The transcript is spliced from 14 exons. Lineage: Eukaryota; Metazoa; Arthropoda; Insecta; Diptera; Drosophilidae.